Plectropomus leopardus (leopard coralgrouper) is the source of this 1615-nucleotide messenger RNA. Lineage: Eukaryota; Metazoa; Chordata; Actinopteri; Perciformes; Serranidae. The record is from RefSeq and is a predicted model, not a curated record.
UUUAACCGGACGAGUUAAAGGGAAACUGUGAGUGUGUGAGUGUGUGUGUUGCGGUCACCAUGGUUCUCCUCAGACGGACGGCGCUGCUUCGUCUCCUGCUGCUGGCGGCCAUGUUGGCUCUGCUCCUCUUCGUCAGCUCCUUCUGGCUCCCUCAGGGCGGCAUCAGUGAAUGUGGCAGCGCCUGGCAGCCAUGUUUGAGUUUUUACCGACUUCAGCCCGAGCCUCCGUCGGUCCCUACAGGGAGGGCGGGGGCUGGCGAAGCCCCGCCCCUCAUAAAGGAGUGUCCCGGCCAAUCGUUUCAGGCGCGGCGUCUGCUGCGACAUUUAAAAUCGAGCCUGACGGACGCCGACGACGUCCUGCUGGAGCCGUACCUGCAGAGCUGGGACCAGCUCCUCAAUUUCAUGGAGUCUCUCGGGACGAUGGUCAGUUUUUUCUCUCAGAAAGUGAAAGAAAAAGUCGUCCUGAUUCGACGGCUGACGCUCAAAAACAGCACAGAGGCUCAUGGGAAACGCGGUCCGUCCGACAGCUCUAGACUACAACCACCAGCAUCGUUUGGACUCAAAACCGGGGCGUAUCGCUCGGUCCGAUCCAUGGUGGGGGCGGAGCUAAAAGCGGGCGUGGUGGACUUCUUCGAGCGAACAGAUUCGGGCUGCAGGACGCUGCUGCGGCUGCAUCGCUCUCUGCUGUGGGUGAAGCUGAUGUUGGAGGGUCUGACUGACGGACCGGACGCCGACGGACGAUACAAAACCCCCGGAGAGCUCGGCAGGGACGCCUACCGGGUGGCGUUGGCCCCCCACCACCCCUGGAUGCUCCGCCAGGCUGCAGAGGUCGUCUUCCUCGCCCUCCCGGACAGACAGUACUUCCUGCAGCUGGUGUGCGUGCAGAGUCAGGAGGAGGCCACGCCCGUCCUGCACGUCAUCAUCGACGCCCUGACGCUCGUGCACACGCAGACUCAGACAAUCCUGGCAGAGCACGGCAUGCUGGAGCUGCCCUGAACGCAGCACGUCCGCAACGUGACUGAACGCGCAUGAAUUCUUGAGCCGUGGACAAAACAAUGUGACCUUUGACCAUCAAUUCUAACCAGUUAAUGCCAAGUGUACGUUUGUGCCAAAUUUGAGGACGCCGUCAAGGUGUUUUUACGAUGUCGUGCUCAUGACAAUGACACAGAUGUAAAGUCACGGCGACCUUUGACCACCAAAUUCUAGUCUGGUCACUGUUAAGUCCAAGUGUACGUUUGUGCCAAAUUUGAGGAAACUCCGUCAAGCCGUUUUUACGAUAUGGCCUCCAUGUUAAAGAGAGGGCCGUAAAGUCUCGGCGACCUUUGACCACCAAAAUCUCGUCAGUGAACUUUGAGCCUCGGUGGGCAUUUGCGCCUCUAACGUACAGCUGCGGGUGUCAGCACUUUCAUAUUAACGUUAUAAAUAUAAGAAUCCUUUUACACACAUUUGAGUUUAUUUUGGUCACAUACAGUUUGAAGCAUAUCAACCUUUUUUUUUAACCCUUUGAAACCUGGAUUGACAGAUUUAUUUGUGCCAAAACCUUUUAAUGCUUUUCGGGCAAAUUGGUUUAAUUCCCUUUAGAAAAACAUCAAUAACUGAAAGAAAUUAGGAAAAGG